AGUAUCGACAAUCGUUGCACCUUUCGAAAGUUUGAGUAUUCUCCCAAGGGUAUUCCAGCUUGCGAAGACCGACGGUUAGCCCGUGGUUUGCGCUGGUCUUUGCUUCCCGCGUUCUCGAUGAAUGGUAUGCUGGGUCAUUCAUGCUACCAGGGCAGUUUCAAUGCUGAUCAAUUCGUCGAUUUCAUAGCGGAUGAUCUCUUGGUGCACCUCAACCCUUACCCGUAGUCUAGGAGUGUGGUUGUCAUGGAUAACUGUGCUACACAUCAUAAUCCAGGGUAA
Saitoella complicata NRRL Y-17804 is the source of this 279-nucleotide messenger RNA. RefSeq lists its product as uncharacterized. The record is from RefSeq and is a predicted model, not a curated record. The annotation marks the transcript as partial. The transcript has a single exon. Lineage: Eukaryota; Fungi; Ascomycota; Saitoellomycetes; Saitoellales; Saitoellaceae.